Molecule: messenger RNA, 825 nt
Organism: Monoraphidium neglectum
Lineage: Eukaryota; Viridiplantae; Chlorophyta; Chlorophyceae; Sphaeropleales; Selenastraceae
Exons: 1
Coding region: 1-825 (274 amino acids)
Source: RefSeq, a predicted model, not a curated record
AUGCGGCUCUCAAGCGGCAGCCACCGGCUGCAGCGCAGUGACCACGCGUGCAGCGUACCUCAGCGGCCGUCCAUCCCGCAGGCGGCGCCACGCUUCGUGGCAGCAGCGGCAGCGGCGGCGCGCGGCCCGGCCUGCGGCGCCACCACCAGCAGCAGCUGCAGCCCCGCCACCGCAGCCACGGCGCCUCCAUCCUCUCAGCAGCAGCAGUUCCAGAUUUCCAGCCUUCACCAGCAGCAGCAGCACCGGCGGCGGCGGCAGCCCUCGUGGAUCGCGCGCGACGCCGCGGCGCUCGCGUCCGCCUCGAUCGACGAGGACCUCGGCCCCUCCUCCAUCGGCCCCGACGCCGCCCAGAUCAUCGCCUACGCGAUGCAGAUCGCGUGGACCGGGGAGACGUACGAGGUGCACGCGUGGAUGCUGCUGCUCGGCCUGCUGAAAGACGAGGGCUGCGCCGGCGCCAAGGCGCUGCAGCGCCUGGGCAUCACGGACCUCUAUGGCGCCUGGCACGAGGUCCUCUGGGCCCUCAACGUCUCAAACGGCCUCGAGCCGCGCGCGGCGUCGGCGCAGCUGAGCUGGGCGCCGGGCGCGUACAAGGUGCUCAACGGCGCGGCCCGCUUCGCCGGCUGGGCGGGGCGCGACAAGGUCGCGUCGCAGGACAUCCUGCUCGCCCUUGGCGCGGCCGGCAGCCUGGAGCACCUGUUCCCGGACAUCGCCGCCGACUUUGACACCGUGCGGCGCGCGGUGGGGGAGGAGACCGGCGACAGGUACAGGCUGCCCGGGGAGGACCCCAAGGACGCGGCCACCAAGAACCAGGACUUGUUCCUGUGA